AUGGAAUUAAUGGCAAUUAUAUGGAUUAUAUUUUUUGAUCAUGCCUACAACGAUAUCAGUUGGAAAAGUACAAAUCUUUGCUGGAGUAUUCGAAAAGUGAUCCACCGAGAAUUGAGGAAUUACUUGAUAGAGAAGUUCAGCGGAGAUGUGGAAAUGGCUGAAAAUCGAUUUUUGAAUUUACUGGAAAUCCCAAUGAUUGUGGAGAGAGGAGAACAAAAUUUCAAGAAGAAGUUGUACUUUUUCAACUAA
Caenorhabditis briggsae is the source of this 249-nucleotide messenger RNA. Lineage: Eukaryota; Metazoa; Nematoda; Chromadorea; Rhabditida; Rhabditidae. The record is from RefSeq and is a predicted model, not a curated record. The coding region runs from base 1 to 249 and encodes 82 amino acids. The transcript is spliced from 2 exons.